GUGAAUCGCACCGUGCGGACCGACGUCGUCGUUCGCGUGCCACGUACACACACACACACACAUACACACACGCGUGCGCGCGCACCACACACUGUCGUCCGCGAAAAUCCAACGCCCGCCGCCGCGAUAGUGAAUCAGUGAGACGCCACACGGGUCAGUGUUUUAGGUUUUUUUUUCGUCGCGUUUGUUUCGUUGAAAAUUUUUACGCACUCGGUGUCGAUCGUUUUACCGUCGGAAAAUUUUUUUAAAAUUUUAAAAUAAUAAUUGCCGCGCGCGCUCGAAUUCGCCCGUCGCCGUUAUCUCGUCCGCGCGCGCCACCCGCGUGCUUGUGUGCGAAAUAAUCUCGGUCGCGUCGCGCUCGUGGUUUUUCCUUUCGACCGCGACCAAGGUAUAAUAUUAAUCGCUCAUCUUAUCCGCCUACCGUCCGUUUCGAAAGUGUCGGUGCCGUUGAAAUCCGGUCGAGUUCCCAUCGUCGGCAAUUUCGAAUAAAAUUCACCUUCGUCCAGCUGAUGCCCGCCGCUGACUCGACUUCACUUCUGCCGGAUUGACCUUCGUAAAUUGACAACAAGUGGAUUUUUGAAAAAUUCUUCUACAUCAAUAACGUGGUUAUGUGAAGUGGUUUCAUAGAGCCUAUAGGAGUUUUAUCUGCACGGAUACCGCAUAACCUUACAUCAAAGUUGAUCCCAGAACAGAUAAAUAAUACAAGUGGAUCAUCGAAAAUGACCACGAACAUGGACGAAAAUUUCAGAGUGCAAUUAACAAUAGCCAUGCGGUCCAUUACUAUUGCGUUCAGCUGAAGUAGUAAUAUUAUGGACUCGGGAUUUAGCAACAUGUUGGAAAACACUAGGAAAUACUUCCAAGGGAUCCCCACGGACGUGGCCUCCACCGCAGCAGCAGCUGCAGCAGCAGCAGCGGCCGCCCAACUGCACUUUCCGCCGCCGAUGCCCCCGUCGCAUCAUCUGCACCACAACGGCGGCGGAGGUGGCCGGUCGUCGAUGAACUCGUCGUCGUCGUCGUCGUCAUCAUCGUCGGAACCGUCAUCGGCGGCGGCCACAGACCGGUUCCCGGGCUAUCACCACCCACACUUACGGUACAACUUUCAGCCGUACUCCUCGCCGGGCCACUACCCGCGCACCGCCGUCGACCCUAAGCCCGCGGCCUACCAGCACCACCACUUUCAGCCGCCGUCGUCACUGCAAUACCACCACCAACAACAACAACAACAACAACAACCACAACAACAGCAGCAGCAGCAUCACCAUCAGCUGCCGCCUUCCGCAUCGUCGUCGUCGUCACCGCCGUCGCCGUACAAGUCGCCGUACACGCUGCAACCACUGCAGCCACCGCCGCUGACUGUUAAACAACAACAACAACAACCGCCUCCGUCUCAGUUCAAACCGAUGUCGGCCGCUCGAUCGUCACCGCCCGUCUCCGCCGCAGGCAAACAGUACUCGCCGCCGAAACCGCCGCAGUCGCCAUACGCGGUGGUGUCCAAGCCAACAUCCGGUGCGCCGCAGCCGCAGUCGCCGUUCACCGCGCCUAAAGAACAGCAGCCGUCGGUGCCCGAGACUCCACCCCCUUCGCCACAUUCAUCGCACUACUACAAUAGGACGACGCACAGUGGCCUGCAACAGCAGGCCAUCGACAGGGAUUACUUGCGGUUUAAGCCCAUACAGACUCCACCGCCGCCACCCAACAGGUUUCAACCGUUGGAGAGGCCAAAGUCGGAAGUGCCCGUGACCAGCGGGACGGGACUGCAGUCCUCGCAUUUGGCCAUCAGGUAUGACCCGAAACUCGAGCAGCCCCGUAGCGGUGUCAGAGCGGUGCCCAUAGCUCAGGCCAAGCAACCGUCAUCAUCGUCUUCGUCGACCACGGCGGCGGCACAGCAUGACGUUAACCGAGUGAUCGUGCAGAAACCCGAACCGUUACGGUAUAAUCAUCAGCAGCAGCAACAACAGCAUCAGCAGCAACAGCAACAGAAACAGCAGCAGCAGCACCAACAUCAGCUUAACAACAACCAUCCCAAUAGAUCGUCGACGUUGUCGGACGACCAUCAUCAUCACCAUCAGAAACGACCGGCCUCCGUGCAGCCGUCGUACUUGGAGUCCAGGCCGUUCCAGAUCAAGCCGUAUGAUGGGGGCAACAACAACAGCAACGGCAGCAGUAGCAAUGGCAGCAGCGGCAGCGGCCAGUCGUCGUAUCACAGGCCGUUCACCGUGGCACCGCAACCACUGCCACCGUCUUCGCAGGCCUCCGCCGCCAUUAUCGUGUCCGGCAUGGACCACCACCGUUGGGCCGCGUUCGACGGCCGAGCGCCACCCUCGUUCCUGCAGCAACAAUCGUCGUCCACCUCGGCGGCUGCAGUCAUCAACGGUUACCACCAUCACCACCGGCCGCCGCCGCCAUCGUCGUCGUCGCUUCCGGCAACCGUGGUGUCUCAGCACCAUCAACACCAUUCGUUGUCCAGACAACAGCAACAGUCCCAACAUUAUCCGCUCAACUUGCACAAGCUCACGCAGCCCGCCCGGCCGGCCACUGCCGCCGGUCAAUUGCAACAGCCGGUGAAAUCGGGCCAAGAAAACAAAACGGCCAAGCUGCGAUUCGAGACUACGAAACGCGAGUCUCCGUUGGACCUGUCUGUGAAGACCGUGUGUCGGUCGGCCGACUCGACCGACGACCGGUUGAAUCCAUUCGGGCACGACAUACCCAAAGUGAACUUCAAACCGGACUUCCACAGGUCUCUACCGGGUACGGCCACAACGGCACCCCCGCAAAGCGCAGUUGUCGUCGUCGGCGGCCAGCAGCACCAACAGCACAACAACGCUGCCACCACCGCCUACAACCAUCACCAUCAGUUCGCUCCUCAGAUAUCGUUUUCCCUUCCACCGCCAACGCCGCUACCGCCGCCGCCGCCGCCGACCGUGGUCGUAGUGCAGUCUUCACCGCAGCAACCGUUACCGUCGGUGGCAGCCGCCCCGACGACUCCACUGCCGCCGAUAGUGCGCUCACACCACCACCCCCACGACAACAACCAUCAAGUGCCGCCGCUGUCGUCGGCCGACGAAGCUUGGCGGGCGGCCAUCGACAGGCAGAUCGAACAGAAGUUCAACUCUUACACUUCGUCCAAGAAACAUCAUCCCCAUCCGCUGCACCAGUAUCAACAGCUCCCGCAGCACCUGCACCAUCCGAUUCCUCCAACCGCGAUGCAGCAGCAGCAGCAGCCUCCACCGCCACCGCCGCCGCCGCCUCAACAAGGUCCCGCGCAGGCCGACAAGCGCGUGUUAGAGAUACUCAAGCAGAACAUCGAGGCGCGCGACCAGAGCAGCCGGCCGCAGAUCGCCGAGGCGCCGUCCACGCCGGCUAUGGUGUUUUCGACGCCCAUCCGGAAGGAACCUUCGACCACGCCUCUCAAGAAAACCGACUAUUACAUGGCCGAGCGCACGGCCGUCACGCCGUUCCCCAAGAAAAUCGACUACUACAUGGACAGGGCGUACUGCAACGCUCCGAGGAUCCGGACCAAAGCCGAGAGGAAACAGAUAUCUGCUGAAGAAUCGUCUAGUGGCACCAGGAUGAGCAGCCCAAUGGCUGCUGCAACUGCCAUAUCACCUCACCCAUUUUUGCCAUCCAAUAACGGCGCACCUCAAGCAAAACAAGAACCUACUCCGCUCACACAAACUGAAGAAGUUAUAGAUCUCAAGCUCGAUAUCAAACGAGAACCGUCGCCCAUCAAAGAAGCAGAUCUGAGUUUGUUAACUAAGGAAGAACCCGAGAAAGAUGAGGACGACGAGGACUUCUGGACGAACACGUGCAAUUCGUUUGUGGUGCAGUUGGCCGAAACCCAAGAAAAGAAAAAAGUCAAAACGCCAGUUAAAAGGAAAUCGGCAAAAGAAUUGCAACCACAACCCCCCAAGAGAAAGUACACAAAACGAAUAAAAAUCGGACCCAUUACUGAAACCGAUAAAGACAAUAAAUCAUCAGAUGUUCGAAGCACGUCAAAAUCAGCUGAAGAAGUGAAAUUGGAAAAUUCUCCUCUCUCAGGAAAUGUUAUUUGUGAAGAAACUUCGCAGAAAGACGCAGAACCUUUGGAUAUGGACAAAGAAAAUAAAACAAAGCUAGAAGACCUAGAAAAGACUGUGGACGACACUAAAAACAAAGAAGACAACGAAGAAAAAUCAGCUAAAGGAAAACCCAGAAAAAAACGACUCUUUAAGCCAUUGAUCGCUAAAGUCAAGAAAAUAAAAAAAGACCAUAAAAAGGAGCUAAAAUUGAAAGAACUGAAAAAAGAAACGAAAAAAGAAGAAAAGAAAGAACUGAAAAAGGCAGAAAAGAAAGACAAGGAAACAGUUAAAAAAGAACAACUUCCGAAAUUGGAAAAGAAAGAGCUUGCAGCGGUAGCAAAAGAAGAGAAGAAAGGACUGAAAAAAGAAGAAAAACGCGAUCUCAAGAAGGAUCAACAACAACCGGACCACGGUAACAAAAAAGAUUUCAACAAGAAAGAGAGUAAAAAAACUGAAGCCACUCGGAAAAAAGUUGUGGUGGAAAAGGAAAACCUGACAAAAAACACUGAAAACACGUCUAGGAGAUCUGCCGCCGCCGCAGCAAUCGAAGUAGUCGGCAAGAUUAAUCCCAGGCAGUCACUGAGGCGAAAGAAUUCGCUGAAAGACUACUCGUUCGCUUUUGACGAGUUAUUGGACGACGCGUUUGCACAUUUUGAGACCGUUAAGAUACCAGUGAAAAGAAGGCGGAAGUGCGCGUCUCCAUCGCCGAGCCCUGCUCCGGCAGUGGUUGCCGCCGCGGUCGGUGCCACACAGGUGAUCGCUGUUGUCAAGAAGGCCAAAGAGAAGGACAACGAAACGAUCCGGAUGCGGUUGAGGUCUCGGAACAGACCACUGCAGGCAAAGCAGGAACCACAACAGACAUCCUCCAAGAAGAAGGCCAACGCAAAAAACAAAAUCAUUCCAAAGAGGCGGCGAAAAAAGUCGCUUGGCGAGAAGUCUGCACAUGCCGCCACCGUCGUUUCGACCACGGAGGACUGGAAGGACGAACUUUACAAGUUCAAGAGGUCGUUGCGCCUUCCGUCCAAACUCAUAUCGGUAGUGUCACCGCCGACCGCCGGAGCCGUAGCCGCCGACCAGGUGUCGUUGACCUCCAUCAUGAACAUUCCACCGCAUUCAAAGCCGGCCAAGGAGUCCAAAGCAGCCAAGUUGGCGGCGUGCCAGUCGUUACAAGCGGUCGGACUUGGUGCAUUAACUGGCAAAAACAAGCCGAAACGGUUGGUUGGCCAUAUGUUCGGGCGCCGGGAUGUUAUGUUCAAGGGACGGCGUCUAAUGAAGCGUGAGAAGAUCGUGUCCGCGGAGAAGUUGAUGCAGCGAAACUUGCGGAAGAGACGUCAGCGUGAGGACGAGGUGAUGAAAAAGGGGUGUACCGGCGAAGAGGUCACCGCAUCUCACCUUGACGAUGAAGACGAGGAGGAGGAGGAGGAGGAGGAGGUGCAAGCCGUUGUUGAAGAAGGCGAUGGUGGUGCUGGAGGUAGUGGUGUAAAACCACCGGCGCGCAUGCUGUUCAAACGGAAGUUGAUGCGCAAAAAGUUUCGGUCGGGGUUCGAUUAUAUCAAGAAAAAAAAGAAGAAGGAGCCAGUGUCGGACAAGAAACCCGCUACCUUGGUGACCCCCGCCGCCGCCGCCUCCAUAUCAGUUCCACCAAGCGCGCCACGCUACGUGUCUGAAAUCCAUGCUGAGAUCAAAGGGUGGAUAGUCAACAAGGGACACGGUGAGACAGUACUCCACCGAGCUGCCAGAUUAGGUGUCAAUGAUGUCGUGGGUUAUUGCAUGGAAAAACUCGAGUACGCCCCAUCGGUGGCCGACAACGCGGGCUACACGCCGCUGCACGAAGCGUGUUCGCAGGGCCAUUAUCACAUCGCCAAGUUGUUGCUCCUGUUCGGGGCAGAUGUCAGCGCCAGCGCUCAAGGAGGCAUACGGCCCCUACACGAAGCUGUAGAAAACGGCGACGUGCACCUGGUGCGUCUGUUGCUCAGUUAUGGAGCCGACCCGCAUUUGGCCACGUACUCGGGACAGUCGCCACUGUCUUUGGCCACAGACAUGCAGACCAGAAUGCUACUGGAACAUCAUGUCAACGACGUUCAAGGCUACGGCAGCGCGUCCGUGUGGAAUUUCGAUGACUCCACACUGACCCGUGAACCCGAGGACGUAGACCGGCUGCUGUGGAGUCUGCCGCCUGCCCCAUCGCCGGCGCCGACCGACGACGGCCCGUCGUUCGAGUUCGAGUUCGCCGACCAAUCGCUACCGGACGUUUACAAGCUGCCCUCCGACGGAGGCGCUGACGACCGCAAGGCCGCCGGCGUCGACGACGACGAUUGGGUGCUGUUCGCGGACGUGUCGACGGCGCUGUCCGUGAAGACGGCCGAAGCGCUCGCCAAACUGUUGGACGACGAGAACGCCGUGACGGCCGUGCCGGCGGACCGGUUCAACGAGCGCGCGGUGCUCCGGAAAUCGUUGGGCCGACAACCAGUCGCGGUUCCGGCCACCGGCGCAGCCAACAAGUCCAGUGCCGCCGAACGUCCGUCCAAAGACAAAGACGACGACGACUCUGUAGCCACGAAGGAAGCCUCUUCCACCGCGUCGUCCACAUCGGCAUCCACCUCCAUAUCCACUUCCUCCACGACCACAGUCUCCACCGCCGCCGCCGCCGCUACUACUACUACCUCCCCCGUCUCCUCCUCCACUUCAUCGACAUCCGGUGGCGAACAAAUACUCAUGGUCCGUUACGACCGCAAACUCAAACAGCUGUUGGGCGUGGACGUGUACACAGUGAGUUGACGUCGUCGUCAUUGUCGUCGUCAGCAUCAUCAUCAGUAAGGCGGCCGUGCGCACACAGGACGAGUUACCGUGUUAUGUUGUUUUUAUUAUUUUUUUUUUUUUUUUUUUACUACUAAAUUUAGGGAUUGCCAUUUGACAUAUUUUUCAACUUUAUGUUCAAGCAACAUUUCUUUUUGUACUUAAAUAAGUUACCCAAAUGUUUUUUUUUUUUAUUUCUUAUGAUGCAUUUUGAACAAUUUAAAAAAGGUUGACAAUUUAUGUUUUGGUUGGUUAGUUUUUAAAAUUGGACACAUUAUCCGAACCAUCGGACGUGUUUAGUAUUAUUUAAAAAGUUUUCAUUAUGUUAUUUUAAAUGAUUUUGGUAUACCUCUUUGUUAAUGUUCACAUUAAGUUUUUAAUUGAUGUUUGAUAUUAUUAUGUAUAAAUAUAUUAUAUUUACUUUUUUUUUUUAACAGCUGUUUUGUUUGGUAUUUUUUUUUCAUGUGCUAAUAUGUAUAUUAUGUGCAAUUUUAUUAUUCAAUUAUUUUAUUAUUACUAUGAUUUACUAUCAUUAUUAUUUUAUUAUAUCUUUUUAAGCAAUUUAAAUGAAUUUAAAACGCGACAUAUUCGCUUUUAAUAUUACAAUUCUUAGCUCAUUUUGUUUCUAAUGUAUACAAUUUAAUAAAACAUAUUUUUAUCGUAAUAAACAUUCUUUUUUUGGUGUAU
Messenger RNA from Metopolophium dirhodum (rose-grain aphid), 7541 nucleotides. RefSeq names its product serine/arginine repetitive matrix protein 2. The record is from RefSeq and is a predicted model, not a curated record. Gene Ontology annotation, biological process: negative regulation of transcription by RNA polymerase II. Gene Ontology annotation, cellular component: nucleus. NCBI's taxonomy places the organism in Eukaryota, Metazoa, Arthropoda, Insecta, Hemiptera, Aphididae. The transcript is spliced from 12 exons. The coding region runs from base 810 to 6836 and encodes 2008 amino acids. Gene Ontology annotation, molecular function: protein binding; transcription corepressor activity.